Caenorhabditis remanei is the source of this 882-nucleotide messenger RNA. RefSeq lists its product as uncharacterized. Bases 1 to 882 code for a protein of 293 amino acids. The record is from RefSeq and is a predicted model, not a curated record. The transcript has 4 exons. Lineage: Eukaryota; Metazoa; Nematoda; Chromadorea; Rhabditida; Rhabditidae.
AUGGAGCGCCGUUGCUCUCCUCCUCCUGCAUACAUACCGUAUCCCUUUCAGAUAGACACCUCCUCGAUGCUCGUCUACAUUCUUCUGGCCAUCAUCGCCUUGAUCUCCUAUCUCUUCUACCUAAGUAUUACACAGACGUGUGCAAAGACCGACACGAAAUGUACAAGUAUUCGAACAUCGUCUUCUUCUAGAAGAUCCUCCAGAAGGAAUCUGAAUUCUGAAGGCGUGGUCGUCGUGGCUCCGCCCCCUCCUGCUCCAGAGGCCACGCCCCCUCCUGCUCCUGCUCAAACCACAGUAACCUCAGUGAUGUUGGCACCGAAGGACAACUUCUCCAGUGGAGUUAUUGCCGGAAAAUCGGAGAGACUCGAAGCCGCGCCGACGGAACGCCAGACGCCAAGUGAGAAAUCCAAGAAAUCGAAGAAAUCGAAAAAGGAGAAGAAAUCGAAAAAAUCCUCCAAAUCUUGUUCUUCGAAAAAGUCCAAAAAGUCCAAAAAAUCGAAGAAAAGAAGCAAAAAGAGGAGUAAAUCCCCGUCCACUCCAGAAUCCCCUUCCUCCGUCACCCAAACUGCAAAAGAACUACAAAAGGAUACGGUAAAAUCUUCGACUACGGCUCCAGAAUCCACGGCUCCAGAAGUCCAGAAGAAUAAGAACGAUGAUGCUCCAGAAUCUGGAGUCAAAACUGCCACGGAGAUUCCUCUGACUCCCACGACAACUACUGUAGAUCAAAAAUCGGAUGUGACAAAGAGUACCAAUGCUUCCAGUGUUUCGACCGCCGCCAGCUCUGCCUCGAGACAAACCACAAAGGCGAAGAAGAAGAAGAAGCGCAGCAAGGCGAAACCGAAGAGAUCGUCGGCGGAGAAGACGGAGUCGAUUUCUCAGUGA